AUAUACAGUUCAUAUUACUUGGAAUAUUCCGUCAAUUUUCUAGUUCAGUUGCCAACUAAAUUUAGUGUUGAAAAAUAGUCCAGAAUUUUUGGAAGCUCAUCAAAAUGUCUAUAGUUAUUGAUGUUGUCCAGCAAAUUGUGCUGCAGAAAGCCUGCGACUUAGCAUGUGAGGCAGCUAUUUUAGCCUUGAGAAAAUGUGGCAAACUCAGAAUAGAAGAUGAUAAGUCGAAGAAGAAUGUAAAGAAUGACAAGCCAUUGCCUAUGCCUUCAGUUAAACCCGUAUCCGAGGUCGUGGUUUUACCACUGAAGAUAACACCAGUUCCAGAAGUUAACAAAACAGUCCAGUUUGUGGGCCGGGACAUUCCUAGAAAGAACUUCGGCUCCAUCGAUCCUCCCCAGUGCUCCUGCAUGCGUGUUUGCCGGGAUAGUUACUUCUCUUAGGCUUAAACACAACAAAGGUUUAAAAACAAUUGCAACUUUAAUAGAAUAGGAAAUAGCAAAA
This is a messenger RNA of Drosophila eugracilis, 501 nucleotides long. RefSeq lists its product as uncharacterized. Bases 105 to 440 code for a protein of 111 amino acids. The transcript has 2 exons. Lineage: Eukaryota; Metazoa; Arthropoda; Insecta; Diptera; Drosophilidae. The record is from RefSeq and is a predicted model, not a curated record.